CAUGAAAUGUUGCAGUUCGAAAGGGCUGCCUGCAAACCAAACGGCAUCCUGGCUUUGGCAGGCUGAGCGCUGCAUUCUGGCUUCUCUCACUCCCUCUAGCGUUUGCAAAACUCAUCGGUCUGAUUAUCCAGUUACCUCACCGUACAGCUUGGCUAAGUCCUGCCCAUCUAUGACAUCACCCCUUCUUCAGCCACUGCGAGGUGAAGCUUUAACUUCAGACUUGGAGGUGGGCUGUGUGCAGUAAAGUGGAAUGCUCUCCGUCGCUCCCUGAUCAGUGUAGGAGUGAUCCGAAGCAGGACGAGCUCAGCCUGCAGCUGCUGUUGGCUUUGUGUGGACUGGACGCGAGCUUGGGAGAGGGGGGAGGGUCAUUACUCCAGUUCACAUUCAGUGGAAUUACAGCUAUAGCGGCAGCAUACAUGGGAUUGCUUUUUCUCGUCUUCCUGGAGAUGCUCAGACCCAGUUUAUUUUAAGGAAGAGAAAUAUAAAGGAAAUCUAGUAUGUUUCCUUUUUUUCCAUGAAGAAUAUUUGAAUUUAAAUUUUCUUUACCUCUUAAAAAAGAACACCUAUUCUUGCAUAACGUGACUGCACCAGAUAUUCUGAGAAAGCAGCGAGAAGCAAAAGCUGGAAAUAGCUAUUUCACAGCAGGGCUCUGAAGCUACCUUGUGUAAAGACCUCAACACUCCUGACCAUGAUCAGCCCAGCCUGGAGCAUCUUCCUCAUCGGGACUAAAGUUGGGCUGUUCCUUCAGAUGGCACCUUUGUCAGUCACGGCUAAGUCCUGUCCAUCUGUGUGCCGCUGUGAUGCAGGCUUCAUUUACUGUAAUGAUCGCUUUCUGACAUCCAUUCCAACUGGAAUACCAGAGGAUGCUACAACUCUCUACCUUCAAAACAACCAAAUAAAUAAUGCUGGGAUUCCUUCGGAUUUGAAAAACUUGCUGAAAGUAGAAAGAAUAUACCUAUACCACAACAGUUUAGAUGAAUUUCCCACCAAUCUACCAAAGUAUGUAAAAGAGUUACAUUUGCAAGAAAAUAACAUAAGGACUAUCACUUAUGAUUCACUUUCAAAAAUUCCCUAUCUGGAGGAAUUACAUUUAGAUGAUAACUCCGUCUCUGCUGUUAGCAUUGAAGAGGGGGCUUUCCGAGACAGCAACUAUCUCCGACUGCUCUUCCUGUCCCGUAAUCACCUUAGCACAAUCCCCUGGGGUUUGCCCAGGACAAUAGAAGAACUACGCUUGGAUGAUAAUCGUAUAUCCACUAUUUCAUCACCAUCUCUUCAAGGUCUCACUAGCCUGAAACGCCUGGUUUUGGAUGGGAACCUGUUGAACAACCAUGGUUUAGGUGAGAAAGUUUUCUUCAACCUGGUCAACUUGACAGAACUGUCACUGGUGAGGAAUUCCCUGACCGCUGCACCAGUAAACCUUCCAGGCACAAACCUGAGGAAGCUUUAUCUUCAAGACAACCACAUCAAUUGGGUGCCCCCACAUGCUUUUUCUUAUCUAAGGCAGCUGUAUCGACUUGAUAUGUCCAAUAAUAACUUAAGUAAUUUACCUCAGGGUAUCUUUGAUGAUUUGGACAAUAUAACCCAACUGAUUCUUCGCAACAAUCCCUGGUAUUGUGGGUGCAAGAUGAAAUGGGUACGGGACUGGUUACAAUCCCUACCUGUAAAGGUCAACGUGCGUGGGCUCAUGUGCCAGGCCCCAGAAAAAGUUCGGGGGAUGGCUAUCAAGGACCUCAAUGCAGAACUGUUUGACUGUAAGGACAGUGCAGGUGUAAGCACCAUUCCUAUAACCACUGCAGUACCCAACACGGUAUAUCCUGCUCAAGGACAGUGGCCAGCUCCAGUGACCAAACACCCAGACAUUAAGAACCCCAAGCUCACUAAGGACCAGCGAACCACGGGGAGUCCUGCAAGAAAAACGAUUAUAAUUACUGUGAAAUCUGUCACCUCAGACACAAUUCAUAUCUCUUGGAAACUCAUCCUACCUAUGACUGCUUUAAGACUCAGCUGGCUCAAACUGGGCCACAGCCCAGCAUUUGGAUCUAUAACAGAAACAAUUGUAACAGGGGAACGCAGUGAAUACUUGGUCACCGCCCUGGAGCCUGAUUCACCCUAUCGCAUCUGCAUGGUUCCUAUGGAAACCAGUAAUCUCUACCUGUUUGAUGAAACUCCUGUUUGUAUUGAGACUGAAACUGCACCCCUUCGAAUGUACAACCCUACAACCACCCUUAAUAGAGAGCAAGAGAAAGAACCUUACAAAAACUCCAAUUUACCCCUGGCUGCCAUCAUUGGUGGGGCUGUGGCCCUGGUGACGAUUGCCCUUCUUGCUUUGGUGUGCUGGUAUGUUCAUAGGAAUGGAUCACUCUUCUCAAGGAACUGUGCAUACAGCAAAGGGAGGCGAAGGAAGGAUGACUAUGCGGAAGCGGGCACUAAGAAGGACAACUCCAUCCUGGAAAUCAGGGAGACCUCUUUUCAGAUGUUACCAAUAAGCAAUGAACCAAUCUCAAAGGAAGAAUUUGUAAUACACACCAUAUUUCCUCCUAAUGGAAUGAAUCUGUACAAAAACAAUCACAGUGAAAGCAGUAGUAACCGAAGCUACAGAGACAGUGGGAUUCCAGACUCAGAUCACUCACACUCAUGAUGAUAGAGGUCAUGCCACACACUGUGUUUCGGAUUUUUUAGACCUAAGGGAGGUGAUGGUAGGAAUCCUGUUCUACUGCAAAACACUGGAAAAAGAGACUGAAAAAAAGCAAUGUACUGUACAUUUGCCAUAUAAUUUAUAUUUAAGAACUUUUUAUUAAAAGUUUCAGAUUUCAGGUUACUGCUGCGAUUGAUGUAGUGGAGACACCUGAACACAAUUCUAUAUUUUAGUAUUUUUUAGUAAUUUGUACUGUAUUUUCCUUGCAAAUAUUGAAGUUAUAAACCAUUUACUUUGUGUUCUACUGAGUAAGAUGACUUGUUGACUGUGAAAGUGAAUAUUCUUGCUGUGUUGAACAAUCAGGACUGCAUUCACAUGAGAUCCUUGUAGUAUAAGCACAGGCCAUUUUUCACUUUGGUAUUAAUAAAAUGUAAAAAAAAAACUGGCUGAAUGACAAAAAUUAAAUUUCAAAACAGUUAUAAAGUAAUGUUCCAAUUAUUAAAUUUGUGUUAUCCCAGUGAUACUAAAUAAAUCAAAAUAUGUGAAGUAAUGGGCAAUAUCAAACUUGCGGCAUAUCUCCAUUUUUACUCUAAGCAAAUUAGACCUCAAGAAAGUAAGCUUAUCUUCUGAACUGAAUACAUUGGCUGGCAUAAAAGGAGUGUGAAGUCUGUUGUUAAAAAAAUUGCUAACAAAGCUUUGAGAAUAAAGGGCUUCACAAAAACAGUAAUGUAGGUGUGCUUCCAAGUUAGGGGGGGAAUGUGUACCUAGGAAAAUAUGAAAAUUUAGACUUGCAUAGUGUAAUGAAGACAAUUACCAGAAUUACCUUUCGGUUUUGCCUAUACUACCCUGAUUUUUGAAAAGUGAAUUCUAAAAACACCAUUUCUGGUGUUUAUGAUGUUUUUACCAAAAAAGAUGUAAAAAAAAAAAUCCUAUACAUAUUAAAAAAGGUAGCAUAACCAUAAGCAGUCCCCCUCAACAAUGCAGAGAAAGUAGUACUUUAAAUAAGUGAGAAUUCAAAAGAAAAAUAAAUACUAGAAAUCAAAUUUAGAUCUGGUUUAUGUGAAAUGUUUUAACACUGUACAUAAAUGUUCAAUUUGCUUUCACAAUGAUCAAGAAUACUGCCCAUUACUGUCACAGUUUCCCAGAUAUUACAUAAUGAACUUGUAGUGUAACAUUUCUUUCUAGCUUCCUACUGAAUUGUGAGCUAUGUUUAAAAACCACAUCACUUUUCCGUUGCCAUGAUUUUUCUUCCAACAAAAAAACCAAAGUGCAUUGUACGCCCUUUGGCCAGUCUUGUAUGUGCCUUGAUCCAAUGCUACAUGUAUUCAGCUUUUAAAAAUCGACAAAUUUUUCAUACUUCCUUAAAUAUGAAAAAUUAUGGUCUUAUUGCUGAAUAAAACAAAAAAAAGUACAAAAUAAUCGUGCUUGCUUUUCGGGAUUAUGUUACUAUCACUAAAGUAGCAAAUUGCCCAGCACAUUAGUCCUAAGCACCCCCAUGUAUUUUUCUAGGCAUAAAAAUAAACGUUGGCUACAAAUAAAAAAAUAGCAGUAUCUUGAGCAUUUGUAUCAUUUGACUUCAAAGAGUUCAAUGUUUCAUGAAUAAAUUAAUUCCUUAACAGUC
Molecule: messenger RNA, 4256 nt
Organism: Manis pentadactyla (Chinese pangolin)
Lineage: Eukaryota; Metazoa; Chordata; Mammalia; Pholidota; Manidae
Gene: FLRT3
Product: fibronectin leucine rich transmembrane protein 3
Exons: 3
Coding region: 689-2638 (649 amino acids)
Molecular function (GO): protein binding
Source: RefSeq, a predicted model, not a curated record